This is a messenger RNA of Caenorhabditis bovis, 2490 nucleotides long. The record is from the annotation of a GenBank genome assembly. Lineage: Eukaryota; Metazoa; Nematoda; Chromadorea; Rhabditida; Rhabditidae.
AUGUGUCUCAUCCUUCGUCCUUCUCGCUUGUUCGUCGGCAUUCCGUCAGACUCCGCCUCUACCUCACCACCACCAACACCAACACCAUUGAUUUCAAGAAUGGAAACUACUGAGAAAGGGGUAAUGACGGAGUACAAGUUGGUUGUGGUAGGCGAUGGUGGUGUCGGCAAAUCGGCGCUCACGAUCCAACUCAUUCAGAAUCAUUUCGUCGAGGAGUACGAUCCGACCAUAGAGGACAGCUAUCGCAAACAGGUUGUCAUCGAUGGCGAGACGUGUUUGCUGGAUAUUUUGGACACGGCCGGUCAAGAGGAAUACUCGGCGAUGCGCGAUCAAUAUAUGCGAACCGGCGAGGGAUUUUUGCUCGUGUUCGCCGUGAAUGAGACGAAAUCGUUUGAGAAUGUCGCCAAUUAUCGCGAGCAGAUUCGAAGGGUCAAGGAUAGCGAUGAUGUUCCGAUGGUUCUCGUCGGCAACAAAUGCGAUUUGCCGUCGAGAAGCGUCGAUUUUCGUACGGUUAGCGAUACUGCCAAAGGAUACGGGAUUCCGAAUGUCGACACGUCGGCGAAAACUCGAAUGGGAGUUGACGACGCGUUCUACACUCUGGUUCGCGAGAUUCGAAAGCAUCGCGAACGGCACGACAACACGAAGCCACAAAAGAAGAAGAAGUGCGAUAUAAUGAUGACAAGAAAACGAAAGAAUGUCGAGGAGAAGCCGGCGGAUGCGUUUCAGGAAUAUGGAUAUGAGGCGGCGAGCCGUCGAGAUCAUGAACCGAUUCGCUCGUUUCCGGAAAAACGGAGUCGAAACGACCGAAAUCGUCGAAAUGGACAAAAACGAGAGUUUGACGCGAGCGAUUUCGAGCGGCAAUACGGACGAGUUGGUGGCGAAAACGCGUCGAAUCGCCUCGAUGAGAGCGAAAACGAGCAAAAGCACGAUCGUCGUCCGACCGAUGAGCGUGGCGAGUUUCCGAAGGAGAUUGUCGGCUAUUUGCGGAAUAUUGAGCAGAUUGGCAAAACCGAAGGGCGAAUCGAGGAAUUCAUUUUGGACAAAUGCGCGGAAGAAGUCGCUGGAAUGGAAACGACGCUUCUCGAAUGGACCGAAGCCGCCGUUGUGGUUGAGCACGUGUUCGGCUCUUGCUCGUACGGCGCCGCGUUGUUCCUAUCGGCGCUAUCGCGACUCAAACACAAAAAAUUGUUGGCGUUGUUCUUCGGCGGCGCCAGCGCGCGGACCAUCGAGAAUCUCCUGCUCAAAUUGUGCCCGAUUUCGAGAAGCGAGCACGUCGAGUUGAUCUCGAAAUUCGCCGAUUUGCUAUGCGAGAAUUGGUCGGAAGCGGUCGGUUCGCAGCCGUCGGCAUUCCUUUUGCGGCUCAUCAUUCGAAUCGCGUCGGGUCUCGACACGAAAUCGACAGAGGCAAAAGUGGUGGUGGCGUCGACGCCGAAAUUCGCCAACAAAGAGAUGAAGGCGGAAUUGAAGGCGAUUUAUGAGAGGAUCGCCGCGUUUGCGUUCGAUCUACAAUUGAACGCCGACCUCAUCGAGAAUCCGGUUUGCUGUCUGACACUACAGGAGGCGAUCGACGCCGAAACAUUGUGGAAAGGGCGACGAUGCGAUGAUUUGGUGACGAAAUGGUUCGAAAAAGACGCGGGCGGCGAGUUGUUGUUGAACGCGUGGAAAUGCAAACAAUCGUCGAGAUUCUGGGAGAAGAUUGUCGAAAAUUGUCGCGAGGAGACGAGAAGCUUGAUCUGGAUGACGGCGGUCGCGAAAAAUGUGAUUGAGCUCUCGCAGGAUCCGUACGCGAAUUUCGUGCUCCAGAAGCUGAUCGGCUCAGUGAGCAGCUUGGAAUUGGCCACCGACGUCAUCGACGAGAUUGCGCCGACGUUCGCCGGAUAUUUGCUAUCGAAUCGCGAUGGUGUCGCGCGUGCGGCGAUUCGCUGCGCGUCUCGACACGAAAACGUCCAAGAGCUUCUUUUGAAACAAUUGCGGCAAUAUUUUCGCGCCGCCAAGGCGUCGACAAAAUCGCAUUUUCUGCUCAAUGUGCUCACGAACAACGCGUUCGACGGCGUCGACGUAAAUUUGGAGAAGCUCACCGUUCAGGGGAGUCUUCUUGUCUCGGAAUUGUUGAAAUUCGGCAAGAUCAAAACGAUUUCGGCGGGAUUCGAGGCGCUCACUCAACAGCAAAUCAUGCAAAUGUCUCGCCACAAAAUCGGUUCGCGUGUGAUUCAGAGCGCAUUUACGAGUCCGACUCUCAGCGAUGAGCUCAAAUACAAAAUGGUUGAGGCGUUGGCGAACGACUGGGAAUCGCUGGUGUCGGACACGUACGGCAGUCAUGUGUUCGAGAAACUUUGGGAUUUCGUCGAUGUGAGACGCAAACAGGACAUUAUGAAGGUGUUGGUCGGAAUUCGUAAUUCGUCGAAAUUCUUCAAAUUCGCGAUGCUUCGCUGCGACGUUCACCAAUUUCGCCACGAUCGAAAAGCGUGGGUGGAGAAAAUGAGGAAAUAA